UGUGACAUCAACAUGUCAUUGAUUAUUUCGUGCAGUACGUGAUUUUCGAAGGUAGCUGUGAAGGUUUCGACAAUUCGAUAAACGGGAUUCACAAACCAACACCCAAAAAUGUCUAAACUAAGUGCUUCGGAAGAAAAGAUGCUAAUGCUUCAGCAUCACAUGCGAGAAAACAACAUGGAUCUCGAAACGUUUGUAAAAGACAUGAAUAAAUGGGAAGACGAUAUCAAAGAAAAGGAACAAAAGCUGAAAAGUGAAAAGGCUGUGAAUGGAAAGGAAUUGCCUCCUGUAAGAAACAGUUUGAAAAUCAAAAAGAAGAGGAAAGUGAAAACUCUAAAGGACGAUGACAGUCAGGGGAGGAAGCCGCGGAAACGGAUUAGUGGCUACGAUUAUCGGUCCUGGGACAAACUGGAUAUUGAUAAAAUGUGUAAUGAUGUGGAUAAACAGGAGAAGUCGGAUUCAUCGGAUUACGAAACAGACGAGGAGUGGGAGAUAGAGAGAAAGAAGCAGCAGGCAGCCAUGGAUAAAGAUGCUGGAAAUGAUUACUUUAAACGAGGGGACUACACUAAUGCUAUAGAAUCCUAUACAAAGGGGAUGGCAUUAGAUCCCACCAACCCAAUCCUACCCGCCAACAGAGCAAUGGCUCUCCUGAAGGAGCAAAAAUAUGCAGCUGCUGAGAUGGACUGUAUGACGGCCUUGACCUUAGACCCUCUCUAUGUUAAGGCCUACCUCCGGCUGGGAUCGGCUCAGUUCUUCAUGAAGAAGCUGCAGAAGGCCAAGGACACCUUUGAUAAAGUCCUGCAGCUGGAGCCCCAAAACAAACAGGCCAAGCUGGAGAUUGAGAAAAUUGAAAAGGAAAUGAAGAAAGAACAAAUGGUGACUCAUGACAGUUUAGCCCCUGAUGUAGGCCUUGUUAAACCAAUCACAAAGCCCCCUAACAAGAGGUCAAAGAAGCCAUUGAGGAGGUUAGAAAUUGAAGAAGUUGGUGUUGAAGAAACAGAUAUUAGACAGGCAGCCAGAUCUCGAGUAGAGGAAAGCCACAGCAAACAGAGGAAAGAGACAGAAUCCAAGGACAAUCAAAUGUUUGCUAAAUUCACCAACCCUGGAAUGAUCAAUCCUCCAGCCCCUACCCCACAAACCGACCAAGAACCAAAACCUGUGAUAAAUAAAACUGAAAGUGAAACGAAGCUGGAUUUAUCAAAUGUUCAAAAUGAGGCUCAAGCUUCUGUCAGUCCUAGAUCAGAGGUCAAAUCUCUUUCACCCAGAAGUUUUUCUGUUCCAGCAUCUUCAUUUCAGUUCCAGGCAGAUUACAAAGUGCUUAAAACGGAUAUGUCAGCAUUCUAUGAUUAUCUAAAGAAAAUAGACCCUGCAUUGUACCCCAAGCUGUUCGGAGAAUGCCUUGAUGCAGAAAUUUUAAUGAAUAUGCUUAAAGUAUUUCAAAACUGCUACAAACCAGCUGGGAAGGACUAUUUUCCACACAUGCAGAAGCUGACGGAAGUGAAGCGGUUCGGUAUGACUGUGAUGUUCUUCUCCAGAAAAGAAAAACAAGUGCUGCAAGAAUUGUUUGACAACUUGAAAGACAAAGGAACAAUACAAGGAAAUGAUCUGAAGUCUUUGGCCACAAAAUAUGGAGUGAACUGCUAAAUAUACAUGGACUCAUUUGUUUACAAUAUUUUAUUUACAAUGUCGUUUUUUGAGGUUUUUUUGCAAUAAAUUGCAUCAUGAUAAAAUAAA
Magallana angulata is the source of this 1731-nucleotide messenger RNA. RefSeq names its product RNA polymerase II-associated protein 3-like. The transcript is spliced from 11 exons. NCBI's taxonomy places the organism in Eukaryota, Metazoa, Mollusca, Bivalvia, Ostreida, Ostreidae. The record is from RefSeq and is a predicted model, not a curated record. The coding region runs from base 109 to 1641 and encodes 510 amino acids. Gene Ontology annotation, molecular function: protein binding.